Molecule: messenger RNA, 4820 nt
Organism: Acipenser ruthenus (sterlet)
Lineage: Eukaryota; Metazoa; Chordata; Actinopteri; Acipenseriformes; Acipenseridae
Product: T-box transcription factor TBX20-like
Exons: 8
Coding region: 290-1615 (441 amino acids)
Biological process (GO): vasculogenesis; positive regulation of DNA-templated transcription; heart looping
Cellular component (GO): nucleus
Molecular function (GO): RNA polymerase II cis-regulatory region sequence-specific DNA binding; DNA-binding transcription factor activity, RNA polymerase II-specific
Source: RefSeq, a predicted model, not a curated record
UAUCCAAUCUGCGUUGAGGGUUUAGACCAGCUUCACAGCGAGUCAAAAGCUACUACCACCACCACAACCAGAAAUGUUACUCCAGUUGCAAUCAUCGCAUCACUUGAGUAUUUGCUAAAAAGUAACAUUUCAAACUUUUUCUUUGGUAGUUCGAGUUUGUUGAAGUAACUGCAUCAACAAACGAACUGCAGAUCAUUUUUAUUCGCGAAUAAUACAGGCAUACAGAAAACAUACAUUUUUUUUGUUUUUGUUUUUUCUGAUAUUUGUUCAUCUGUUCCUCAUAAAAACCAUGGAGUACACUUCCUCCCCGAAGCCACAGCUUUCCUCCAGGGCUAAUGCGUUUUCUAUUGCCGCACUCAUGUCAAGUGGGACAACGAAGGGUAAGGAAACCGAGGAGAACACCAUUAAACCGCUGGAACAAUUUGUAGAGAAGUCCUCUUGCGGUCAACCGCUGAGCGACCUGUCUACUUUGGACCCGCACCGUGACUUUAGCGGAAACCCGCCUGCAGCGUGCACGGAGCCCCUCAUCCCCACCACCCCGAGCGUGCCCAGCGAGGAGAUGGCCAAGAUCUUGUGCAGCCUCGAAACCAAGGAGCUCUGGGACAAAUUUCACGAGCUUGGCACUGAGAUGAUCAUCACCAAAUCCGGAAGGAGAAUGUUCCCCACCAUACGGGUGUCUUUCUCUGGAGUGGACCCGGAUGCCAAGUACAUCGUUUUGAUGGAUAUCGUUCCCGUGGACAACAAAAGGUACCGAUACGCCUACCACAGGUCAUCCUGGCUCGUGGCAGGGAAAGCGGAUCCCCCUCUGCCUGCAAGGAUAUAUGUGCACCCUGAUUCCCCAUUUACUGGCGAGCAGCUACUGAAACAAAUGGUAUCUUUUGAAAAAGUCAAACUGACGAACAAUGAGCUGGACCAGCAUGGGCAUAUUAUUUUAAACUCAAUGCACAAAUACCAGCCCCGGGUUCACAUCAUAAAAAAAAAAGAUCACACAGCAUCCCUGCUCAACCUGAAAUCUGAAGAAUUCAGGACUUUUAUCUUUACUGAGACCGUGUUCACAGCAGUCACAGCCUACCAAAACCAGCUUAUAACCAAGCUGAAAAUUGACAGCAACCCCUUUGCAAAAGGAUUCAGGGACUCCUCCAGACUCACUGACAUAGAGAGGGAAAGUGUUGAGAGUUUGAUCCACAAGCACUCUUACGCGCGGUCGCCAAUCCGGACUUACGCGGGGGAGGAUGAUGGUUUAGGAGAUGAGAGCCACACAAUGCACAGCAGAGGUUCGGCUUUCACUGCAUCAGAUAACCUGUCCCUGAGCUCCUGGGUGACGACAGCCACUGGUUUCUCUGGGUACCAGCACCCCCAGUCCCUGUCGGCCAUUGGCACCAACACAGGGUCCAUUAGCAAUGCCCUCCCUCAUCCCAUCCAGGGCUCGCUGCCCCCCUACAGCCGUCUGGGCAUGCCCCUUACCCCGUCAGCCUUGGCCAGCUCCAUGCAGGGAAGUGGACCUACCUUCCCCUCUUUCCACAUGCCCAGGUACCAUCAUUACUUUCAACAAGGGCCUUACGCUGCAAUCCAGGGACUGCGCCACACCUCCACAGUGAUGACACCUUUCGUAUGACUGCCUCAAGGGGACGCCGAUUCUUGUUGUAAAUACACUGUUUAAAUGAUCAAUUAAAAGGUAAUAAAGCAAAGGAAAAAAUGGACCCAGAGGAAUUGGGACAAGCCUCAUGAAGAAGAAUAAGAAGUGCAUUUUCAGUCAAGGGGUUGUAUCAAUGUAAAAUGCCCUUCCCAAUGAUGUGGCAGAGAAGAAGCAUGGUAUUCUCGCGUGAGGAGAACAGAAGAAGCUCCUCUCACAGCCCAUUGGGAAGGUUGUGUGUCUUCACCCUGGAAAGCUCUUUGCUGCUCAUCAGGUCAUUUGAAGGACUUUUUUGUUGUCAGGCUCUUCUGUGUGUACGGUUAGAAAAAGCUAUAGAUUAAGUGUGCAUUUCAUUCGGAGUGGGAGGAUGACCUGCACCAAGAAUGGAACUAAGCCUUGGACAUACACUACCAGAGAGUCAGUAAACAGCUCUCCAAAGACAGACAAUAAGUGUUAUUGUACAGAGCCAACCUGUAAACUGAACUGAAGGAUUUAAACACAACAGGAAAGUCACUGGAAACAUUUGCAAAGCUUUGUCCUGAUGGGAACAAAAAAGAAGUUAGAUAACAUUAUAUAAUCAAAAAUGUUUUUUUGUUUGCUGCAGGAGAUUUGUAUAUAAGUAAUUUUGUUUAAAGUAAAAUGCACUACAGAGCACAUGCAGAAUUAUCAGGUAUCAGCCCAGGAUAAUGAGAAGCAUGUUCAAGCCUAAUGACCGAAGUACAAAUGUACCUUCACAUGUAAAUCAUUUGCAUUUCUGCUUCUGUAAGUAUUUUGAAUUUAGUUUUUUUUGUUGUUGUUCUCUCUUUUUUGUAUGAUGUGGAACUCUCACAAAGGCAGCAGUCACUUGUGCCAGCCUCAUAUUUCAUUGUAACAUUGUUAGGCUCAGGCCAGGUUUGCAGUAUGCACUUCACUGUCAGUCACUAUUUUAAGUACAAUUUCAGAUGGUCAAGUUCCAAGACUGGUCCUGCUACUCUUGUAUUGGUGGAGCUCUGGCAAUACCUGAAAAUGUCAAAAACAUCAACACUUUGCUCUGGACAUUUCCAGAGAACAAAAAAGACACACACCUAAGACUUUGUUGUUAAUUGAAUGAAGUCAGUGCAUGUCCAUUUUAUAUAUUGGGAUUAACAGACCCAAAUACACAAACUACUGUUGUGAUAUUGAAGGCAUAUGUUUUACCAUGCAAAUCAAGACAUUUUAUGUAAGGUUAGAUGUACAUAUUUGGGAGCUAGGCAACAGUGGCCUUGCAUCAGAGGUCUUAUAUAACAAAAAAAUAGGCAGACAGUGCAGUGAGGUUUGUUUGUGCAUGGGCCAUUUUCAUAAUCUUAUCCUAGGCAUGAAGCAGGAUAUGAAUCCUCUACAAAUAUAGUAUGAUCACAAGUAUUUGUGAUCCCCACCAACACAUUUUGUAAUUUUGGCAUUCUACCGAUGAUUCCUAGUCUAAAAGAAACACUUUUUGCCAGAUAUUGAAAAGGAUACUUCAGUCUAAAUGUCUGAGUGCCAGGCUAAUACGUUUCAUUAGUGAUGCUCAGAAGUGCAGAUCUCUUGAACUAACAAUCAGGGCAGUAAGGACUCUUUACUGUAUCAGACUCUGGUGACCACUUUUGUAAUAUAUAUCUGGUCAUAAGAGUAAGACAAUUGAUUGUUGUACAGUACAAAUGCACUUUCUGGGUAUAUUAUGAAGAUGAAAAUGUACAUUAUUUCAUUAUUCACCCCCCCUACCUCCCCUCAAGAAACAGGAUACUAAAAGUAUAUUGACAAUUUAUACCACCAUGCUUUUCAUAAGGGAUGUUCUGCACAAAUUUCUUCUCUGUAGUUUCUGACUUUUAUUGUGCUGCAUUACAAUUAUUUCAUUUCAAAGAAAUCUUUUUUCCUACUUUUAAAACACAUGAAAGAUAGACACACGCUGAUGUGGGACACCAGAAAAAAGUUAGACACACAGAUUAAUGUUAUACCUCUCAAAUGGAAUGUACAGUACCAUGGUUGUUCUGCAAAAUCACUGUUUCACCAAAUUUGUGUGUGAGCACAUUCACCGUGUUUAGAUAUACAGUAGAGUAUGGCAAGCCAAAUUAUCAUUCAGAGAUAUCUAAAUAUUUUAAGAUAUCUCUAAAUCAUUUCCAGAUAUCUAAAAUAUUUGAAGAUAUUUCUAGAUAUUUCUACAAAUUACAUAUAUUUCCCUAUCAGUUUAAGAUAUCAAAAAUAGAUAUAGAGUUUUCCAGAUAUCUUAAAAUAGAUCAAUAAUAUAUCUCUAAUUAAUUUGAAGAUAUAUGUAAAUCAAUUAGAAAUAUCUAAAAAAUGAAAUAACGAUAUCUCAAAUUGAUUUAUAGAUAUCUUUAAAUAAUAUGUAGAUAUCUGUAAACCAUGGAGAUUUUGCUAGCAUGGUAUGCAAAACUGUUAUUUAGAGAUAUCUUUAAAUGAACAGGAAGUCAUUUACAGUUAUCUCCAAAUUAUUUCUUGUGGAAAUGCUCUAUGUUUUGAACAGACUUCCUGUCCAUUUAGAGAUAUAUUUAAAUGAGCAGGAAGUUAUUUAGAGAUAUCUUAAAAUGAUUUAGAGAUAUCUCUAAAUAGACAGGAAGUUAUUUUUGAGAUAUCUUAAAACAAUUUAGAGACAGUGGCACUGGAACAAUUUUUAAAGUAGAGGUGCUGAAAGCCAUUGAACAAAACUGUAACCCCUGUAUAUGAUGGAAGCCACGCAAAGCUACUGCUGCACCCCCUGUGCAUUUUAAGUGCAUUUUAAGAUAUCUCUAAAUAAUAAUUUGCCAUUCCAUGCUUGCAAAAUCCACAUGUUUACAGAUACCUACAUAUUAUUUAAAGAUAUCUAUAAAUCAAUUUGAUAUAUCUUUAUUUCAUUUUUAGAUAUCUCUAAAUGAUUUACAGCUAUCUUUAAAUCAAUUUUAGAUAUCUUAAAAACAGCACAAUACAAAUGUUUUAAAGAUCUCUGUAAUUCAAUUUCUUAAUGUUUUACAGAUAUCUUUAAAUAUUUUAAGAUUUCUUAAAUUGCAUUUUAAGAUAUCUCUAAAUGAUAAUUUGGCUUGCCAUAGAUGAGUAUCAUGUAUUCUGUAAAAUAUAUUUAGAAUUAUGAGAUUUUUUUUAAAGUGCAAUAUAUUUAUUUCUGCUCUAAAUUGAUAAACUAAUUGUUAUGUAAUAUUUGAAGCAUUAAACGAAUAAAUGUUAUUUGUAAGCAACAAAA